CUGGGGCAUGGGAGCUGCGGCACUGUCUAUCGUGCAGAACACACGGUGUCUGGCCUCGCCAUGGCCGUCAAGGUGAUUGCCAUGGGUAUCUCCCAAGAUGAGCAGGCGCAGAUUCGCUCCGAGCUGCAGAUUUUGCAUCGGUGCCAAUCACCUGUCAUUAUUGAUUAUUAUGGCGUUUUCUUUGCCGAGGACAAGAUUCACAUUUGUACCGAGUUUAUGGACGGUGGGUCUCUUGAUCGAUAUGGCCAACUUCCCGAGCCCGUCCUGGGUGUGAUUGUCUUCCAAGUUUUGCAAGGUCUUGAGUACCUCGCCUCCAUCAAGAUUAUGCAUCGAGACCUCAAGCCUCAGAACAUCUUGCUCAACACACAAGGCCAGGUCAAGAUUUGCGACUUUGGUGUGAGUCGACAGCUGGAGCGGUCAGUGACGGCGACCUUUGUGGGCACCAACGCCUAUAUGGCGCCAGAGCGCGUGCUGAACCAGCCUUACGACGCACGCUCGGAUGUUUGGAGCCUGGGCAUCUCCACCUUUGAACUGGCUUGUGGACGGAGCGCGUGGAAGGCGAAUGCCAUCAACUUUCCCUUGCAAGUGAUUCAGUGUAUCGUCCACGAGCCGCCUCCUCGACUUGACCCUGCUCAGCACAGCGCUGAAGUCUGUGAUUUUGUUGAGCGGUAUGUGUUGCUCUUCAUAACAUUUCGGGCUUGUUUGCAGUUGACGGGGUGCUGA
Messenger RNA from Monosiga brevicollis MX1, 723 nucleotides. RefSeq lists its product as uncharacterized. The transcript has 6 exons. Gene Ontology annotation, molecular function: ATP binding; MAP kinase kinase activity. Lineage: Eukaryota; Choanoflagellata; Craspedida; Salpingoecidae. Gene Ontology annotation, biological process: protein phosphorylation; MAPK cascade. The annotation marks the transcript as partial. The record is from RefSeq and is a predicted model, not a curated record.